Messenger RNA from Lucilia cuprina (Australian sheep blowfly), 801 nucleotides. RefSeq names its product extracellular matrix protein A-like. Lineage: Eukaryota; Metazoa; Arthropoda; Insecta; Diptera; Calliphoridae. The transcript has a single exon. The record is from RefSeq and is a predicted model, not a curated record. The coding region runs from base 1 to 801 and encodes 266 amino acids.
AUGUACACACUUACACAUGACGGUGAUCGUACUAACAGUAUGGAAACUGAUGAUGAUCGCAAUAACGUUAGCGUUUCUUGUAUACCAAUGGAAAUUGACGAUGAUUGUAAUGCCGGAAGCGUAUUUGUUAUACCAAUGGAUGGUGAUGGUACUAAUUGUAUGGAAGCUGAUGAUGAUCGUAAUAACGUUAGUUUUUCUCGUAUACCAAUGGAAAUUGACGAUGAUCGUAAUAUCGAAAGCGUAUUUGUUAUACCAAUGGACGGUGAUAGUAAUAACAGUUUGGAAACUGAUGAUAAUCGUCAUAACGUUAGUGUUUCUUGUAUACCAAUGGAAAUUGACGAUGAUUGUAAUACCGAAAGCGUAUUUGUUAUACCAAUGGAAGGUGAUCGUACUAAUAGUAUGGAAGCUGAUCGUAAUAAAGUUAGUAUUUCAAGUAUACCGAUGGAAAUUGAUGAUGAUAAUGAUCGUACUAACAUUAUGGAAACUGAUGAUGAUCGCAAUAACGUUAGUGUUUCUAGUAUACCAAUGGAAAUUGACGAUGAUUGUAAUACUAAGAGUUUGGAAACGGAUGAUGAUCUAAAUAACGUUAGUAUUUCUAAUAUACCAAUGGAAAUUGACGAUUAUCGUGAUCGCACUAACAGUGUGGAAACUGAUAAUGAUCGCAAUAACGUUAGUGUUUCUAGUAAAACAAUGAAAAUUGAUAAUCGUUAUACUGAAAGCGUAAUUGUUAUACCAGUGGACGCUGAUCGUGCCAACAGUAUGAUGAUCAUAAUAAUGUUCCUGUUUCCAGAAUUCCAAUGA